AUGAAUAGGAAUACGACUACCAAUAAGAACGCGAAUUUGAAUAACAGUAGAAAUGCUAACGCUCCCGGUGAAGCAGGUCAUCAGAACAAGACGGGAUUGAUAUACUGGACUAACCCUAGCAAGUCGGGUGCGAGCUUUGCUGCGACUCUGGUGAGUUUGCUGAUCCUCAGAAAUGUCAAUGUUAUUUCUGUUUUACUUAAGAUCGGAUACAUGGUGUUGUUCACGAGUUUUGCGGUGGAGCUUUCUACAAAGGUGCUAUUUGAUAAAGGAGUAGUGUCUAGGUUUGGCAUGCAAGAGUCUCCGGACCUUGUUGGCGUCUUAAAGCCUCAUAUCGACCGCGAAUUGGAUCGUCUGCCUGCGUUAGAGGACAGAAUCAGAAAGUUAGUGUUUGCACACAGAACAAGAAACAAUUUUACCAUUGGUGUUUCCCUCUAUUUCUUGCACGGCCUAUUUGCUAUAUUCUCUAUGAACACUGUUUUGAUAAUGACCACCAUCUUUUUGUACACUGUGCCUUUAAUCUACGAUAGAAAGCAGGCUAGAAUUGACCGUGCUAUCGACAGGAUGAAGGAUCUAGUUAUUCAUAGGUUUCACAAAAAUUACAACAAGGUGGUUGAAAAGACUGAACCAUACAUUGACAAGAUUAUCCCACCCCAAACCGAUGAAGGCAGCUACUCAACCUCUAUCAGUAACGAAAACAAAUCUUCUACUUCUCAACGUAACAAGAGCGGCCUUUCCUCUUCUGAGUUUGACAACAUGAACGACACGUCAGCCUCCAAAAGUGGCAAAGACAGCUAUUCUACCUCUCAAUAUAACCGAGCCGAAUAUCCAGUUUCUCAGAAUGAGAAUAUUGGCACCUUAAAAUCUGGGAAGCAGGAAAUACCAACAGAGAAGGAUUUCAACAACAGGCAUGAAAACUUCAGUAAACCAGAUGUCAAGACAUAUGAUCCAAGAACAGUUGAUAUUGAAGAAGAAUUAGCAGCUCAUCAGCGUGAACUGGAGCAAAACCUAAAAGAUGGUGAUUACAAUCUGGUAGGAAGCAAGGAAAUCCCAGAUCCAAUCACCGUUCCAGCUCCAACUAGACACACCACUAAACCCGCCGAAAGCCAAUCGAUUCCCAUCAAGAAUAAUGAAACCUUACACAAAACCACGCACGGCCUAAAGCAAAAAUUGCAACACGCAUAA
Saccharomyces cerevisiae S288C is the source of this 1182-nucleotide messenger RNA. It is a transcript of the gene RTN2, whose product is annotated as Rtn2p. The transcript has a single exon. NCBI's taxonomy places the organism in Eukaryota, Fungi, Ascomycota, Saccharomycetes, Saccharomycetales, Saccharomycetaceae. Gene Ontology annotation, cellular component: endoplasmic reticulum membrane. The record is from RefSeq and is marked reviewed. The coding region runs from base 1 to 1182 and encodes 393 amino acids.